AUGGAUGGAUCUGGUCCCGAAUGUCAACCCCGCUUCUUCGCAUCUGGGGAGCUGGAAGCCGUUAACGAUGGUAGCUCCGACCAGAAGUUCACAGUAUGUACCUCUGCACAGUUUUGCUCCAGCUGGGGUCCCGACUUCCAGUACUUCCAUGAAGUGCUCCAGCGAGCACAGCUCGAGCAUGAUCGAUUCUCCAGGGACUCAACGCAGCUCUGGCAUGAUUAUUUCUCCGGGAACCCAGCGCAGCUCCGGCACGGCGGUUUCUCCGGGAACCCAGCGCAGUUCGGGGAUGGUGACUUCCAUCGAAGCAAUGCAGAACGUGAAAUCGCAAGAGCGGCAAAAGAAGUUAAAAAACCGGAAAUUCGCGAUUUAUCCAUCACUUUGAAUGAAGAUGACGAUGAUGCAACAGCAUUUGUAGCAACAGCUGACGAAUUAGCAGAACUGACAAAAGGUUUUGAUGUGGAUGAAAGAGAUUCACGACUGAGCUUGAGCGAAGCUGUAAGGGGAUGCAGUUCAGUCACGUCGAGAAAGGCCGAGGACAGUAAUGAGACCUCAUCUUUGCAGAAGAGUGCAGUGGAACCUGAAGUAGCACCAGAAUUGACAAGUCAAGUCUCGGGAUUGGGUUUCGUGAUUGUGACAGUUCAUCGGGAUUAUUUUGGCUUAAUUUUUUUCGAUGAUAUAUAUGAGGGAAGAUUGUCUGGAUUCUGCGGUAUUCUUUCCAAUGUGCGGUUGCUGAUGGUGCUUCGAAGGAAGAAUGCGACGCUGGUGGUGGUUGGUGAUAUCGGGCGAAGUCCACGUAUGUGCUAUCACGCGAAAUCAUUGGCCGAUAAAAAUUAUCACGUACAGAUUGUUGGUUACGCCGAUUCGGUGAUGCAUCCAGUCAUAAAACAGCAUCCUCUAAUCAGGUAUUACUAG
Messenger RNA from Gongylonema pulchrum, 912 nucleotides. Lineage: Eukaryota; Metazoa; Nematoda; Chromadorea; Rhabditida; Gongylonematidae. The record is from the annotation of a GenBank genome assembly.